This is a messenger RNA of Rotaria sp. Silwood1, 1650 nucleotides long. Lineage: Eukaryota; Metazoa; Rotifera; Eurotatoria; Philodinida; Philodinidae. The record is from the annotation of a GenBank genome assembly.
AUGAAUAAACGAACAACUUUACCAAUAUUAUCUAGUAAUGGACGAUCUAUUUCAACAACUCCAUCAGGACGACCUAGAUCAAAUAUCAGUUCAUCAGCUUCUAUUCAUCGAAUAAAUCUAGGUAGUUCUUGUUCAAAUCAUAUUUUUCCAUGUCGUCUUCCAUUGAAAAAAAUCAAACCUGAACCAUGGCAACGACUUUUUGAUGGUGAAAAACGACAAGUUUAUAGUCAACAAGGAUUAACUAUGACAAAAAAUAAACAAAAUGUUGAUGCACGUAUAAAUGAAGAAUUUUUUAAUUUAACAGAUGAACAAACAAAACUUGAUGAAAAUUCUCAACGUGGUGCUCUUCCACCACCAAUUCAAGCACAUAUUGAUAAUUUAUGUGAACAAAUUGAUGAUUUAGCAUUACAAUUAGCUGAAGAACGACUCAAUCAUAAACAAACACGAGCUAAAGCUCAAGAAAUUCUUACUAAUCAAUUACAAAAUCAAAAUAAACAAUUUCAAGAAUUACUUCAUCAUAAAAUGCUUGAACAUGAGAAAGAACUUGAAGAUCUUAAUGAAAAAAAUUCAAAAUCCUUAGAUGAAGAACAAAAUCAAAGUCAUAAACGUGAACAAGAUUUAAAAAAUGAACUUGAAUUUUUAAAAACUUCAUUUCAUUCAUAUAAAAUUAAUCUUGAUAAAGAAAAUGUUGAAAAAAAUCAAAUUAAAAUAAAUGAAGGAUUAGAAGAAAUGAAAAAAGAAUUUCGAACAAAAGAAAAUGAAAUGAAUCAAAAAAUAAAUGAAGCUAUUAUUAAAGAACGAAAAAAUCUUAGUGCAAGACAAAAAAUGGAAAUUGAAAAUCUACGAAAACAACAUCAAAAAGAAAUUGAUACAAUUCAUAAAACUUUUGCUGAUUCAGCUUUUGAUCGAGCACGUGUUGAAACAUUAACUAAAGAAUUAACAUCAACUAAACUUGAACUUGAUGAUUCAAAAGAACGUGUUGUUAAUUUAACUCUACAAUUAAAAGAUCUAGAAAUUCAAUAUGCUGAAACGACUCGAGAAUUAAAUGAUUUUCGUACACGUUUUGAUGAAAAAACAAAAGAAAUUGAAAAACUUUAUGCUGGACGACUUGAUCAAUUACAAUUACAAAAUGCUGAUCUACGAAAUAUGUAUAUGAAAAAAUGUGCUGAACUAGUCGAUGAACGAACAUUAACACAACAGAAAAUUGAUGAACAAGUUAAUUUUACACGAAAACAACUUCAACAAAAAUUACUUAACAUUCGUAUAACAUCUGCUGUUCCAUUAAAUACUGAUAAUCAAACACGUCGUUUAAGUACAUAUGCUACAGCUUCUCAAUAUGAAUUAUCUCCAACACGUUGUCGUUCAGCAUUUGCUACUUCUCAUCCUGUUUCAGCUACGAAUAAUAAAUUAACCAUUGAUAGUAAUAAUACAACAGAUUUUACACUUCAUAAUAUUCGUCGUGAAACAAAAUUACGUCGUCGUACUAGUGUACCAAUAACUGAAGAAGAACAAGAUAUUGCUCGAUAUUUAACGUCAACAUCAAUUAUAAAAAGACCUGAUUCAUUAUCUUCGAAAUAUAAUUUUGAAAACGAACCAACAAUGAUUAAAAAUCUUAGCUUAGAAGAUCUUCAAGAAACAUUUAAGUCAUAA